AUAUCCCGACGUCGUUUAAUAGAUUGAAGCCGGUUUCGCUUCGAAAUCAAGUCCUCUCUAGUAUCUGCUGUAAACUGAGUUUAUCGAAUCGAACGCGUGGGAGUGGAACGUAGCACACGACUAGUAGACUUCCAUGGCGGCCGAACUUCCUCCUGUCACUGUCUCCACUGCCACAAUCCCAUCUUCAGUUCCGCACGAGAAACGGUAUCGUUCCAUCUUCGACACCCCAACCAACUUCUUCGAUGGUUGCCGCUUACUGUCUCCCUCCGCAGAUUCAGUAUCCGAGGCCCCUGAGAAUCCCACUAUCUUUGCAGCCUUUGAGGAUACCAAUGAUGAAGAAGAGAAGGGUUCCAGAAACGCCGUCGUAAUACCUAGAUGGACCUGUAAUACCUGCAAGGCCGAAUUCGAGUCGCUUCAGGACCAGCGCUCCCACUUCAAAUCCGAUAUUCAUCGAAUUAACGUUAAGCUAAGCCUUGCUGGGAAGGAUAUUGUGAAUGAGGAAGAUUUAGAUGAGUUAACAUCUGAUUCUUUCAAAGAUUAUGAUAUAUCAAGUAUAUCAGGAUCAGAAGAUGAAGCUGACAAAGGAUCCUUCCCUCAUGGUGUUAUGCAAAAGGGAUCAAUUGAAAGUAUUAAGCAGAAGCUGUUCAUACGUCUUCACACUGGAGAUAGAGUGUCACUUUGGAAGUGUAUGCUUUUGAAUGAUUUUGAAAGCAUUUCUUAUGAGAAUGAUAAAAGAGAUUCUUUUGACUUUGAUGGGAAUGUGCGAUGCCUUAAAGAGAGUGAAGUGAUUGAAAGAUUGAAAUUUCUGAUUCAUGAGCCUAGGGAUAAGACGUGUUUGAGGAUUAUAUUGCUUGCAAGUGGGGGUCACUUUGCUGGCUGUGUCUUUGAUGGUAAUGCGGUCGUGGUUCACAAAACAUUCCACAGGUAUGUUGUAAGGGCCAAAGCUGGUAAAAAACAGUCAGCAAAAGAUGCAAGUGGCAAGGCCCCACAUUCUGCUGGAGCUUCACUUCGACGGCAUAAUGAACUAGCUUUAAAGAAGGAUAUUCAAGAACUACUUUCUGCUUGGAAGCCUUAUUUUGAUGCUUCCUCCUGUGUUUUCAUUUAUGCUCCUUCAAGCAAUCGUCAACUCCUGUUUGAUGGAGAUAAAGCAUAUUUUAGCCAUCAGCAUUGUUUUGUUCAAAAUAUACCACUAAAUGUUCGAAGGCCCACUUUCAAAGAAGCACGGCGCAUAUAUAACCAAUUGACACAAGUUGCCUAUGAAGUAGAUGAGGACUUUCCAUCAGCCAGCAAAGAGGAAUUUGAGUUGAAUGAUACCUCCAUUCCUCAUGGCAGCCCAGACUCCAGAAAGGAGGACUUGAAGGCCUGCACCGACUAUAAAAUAACUACUGAAGCUUCUUCAAGUCUCAAAGACUCUGAUUUCUUGUCUAUGUCAACUGAAAGAGAAAGUGAAAUCAUUGGCGUAACAACACCUUUGCAUGAAGCAGCACAUUCUGGCAAUGCUCAUAAAGUAUUGGAACUGCUAGAACAAGGUUUGGAUCCUUGUAUAAAGGAUGAAAGGGGACGGACACCCUAUAUGCUGGCAACUGAAAAGGAAGUCAGGAAUAAUUUCAGACGCUUUAUGGCCUCAAAUCUUGAUAGGUGGGAUUGGCAUGCUGCUAAAGUACCUAGUGCAUUGACAAAGGAAAUGGAGGAAUCUCAAGCUGCGAAGCAGGCAGAGAAAGAUGCCAAGAGGAAAGCAAGAGCGAAAGAAUUGAAGAAACUGCGUAAAGCAAAAGAAAAAGCUCAGGCAUCUACAUCCGAAAACUCUAUUGCAAACGUGGAUAUCAAGGGACAGUCUCAGCCUUGUGGAGCAUCACAACCAUCUAAAGAGGAGGAAUUGAAGAGAGCACAGGCAGCUGAGAGGGAAAAGAGACUGGCCGCUGCAGAGAGGAGAAUGGCUGCAGCUGCAGUUCUAAAUUCCCAAGGCAGUGGCACUACCAGUGUUGUUGUUAACAAGGAACAACCCAGAAGUGGAAUAACAAGUGAUAUAUGCUGCUCGUGCUGUAAUGCAUCAUUGGCGGGUAGAAUUCCAUUUCAUAGGUAUAAUUACAAAUACUGCAGCACAACAUGUAUGCAUGUGCACAGAGAGGUCCUUGAGGAUGGAUGAAGUAAAUUCCUUCAAACUUGUAUUCUUUGUACUUUUUUGUUUUGUGGGUACUUGCAUAUUCUUUGUAAUUUGAAGGUUGUUUUUAUCAAAAUUUUAUGACUUAACAUUUAAA
Manihot esculenta (cassava) is the source of this 2258-nucleotide messenger RNA. RefSeq names its product ankyrin repeat and zinc finger domain-containing protein 1. The record is from RefSeq and is a predicted model, not a curated record. Bases 134 to 2146 code for a protein of 670 amino acids. The transcript is spliced from 7 exons. Gene Ontology annotation, molecular function: protein binding. Lineage: Eukaryota; Viridiplantae; Streptophyta; Magnoliopsida; Malpighiales; Euphorbiaceae.